Messenger RNA from Nanorana parkeri, 1034 nucleotides. It is a transcript of the gene HEXIM1, whose product is annotated as hexamethylene bisacetamide inducible 1. Gene Ontology annotation, cellular component: nucleus; cytoplasm; nucleoplasm. Gene Ontology annotation, molecular function: 7SK snRNA binding; cyclin-dependent protein serine/threonine kinase inhibitor activity. Lineage: Eukaryota; Metazoa; Chordata; Amphibia; Anura; Dicroglossidae. The transcript has 2 exons. The record is from RefSeq and is a predicted model, not a curated record. Gene Ontology annotation, biological process: negative regulation of transcription by RNA polymerase II; negative regulation of cyclin-dependent protein serine/threonine kinase activity. The coding region runs from base 111 to 1034 and encodes 307 amino acids.
GCAAGCCAAGUGACAUCUCCGUGCCACCCUGUGGGCAUCGACCUCUCACGGACAGUGCAAAGCUUGCAACCACAAGAGAGAGACUGUUCCAUUUCCAAGUGGAGAGGGGCAUGGCUGCCAUGGCAGAAGUGGGAGUUCAGGAGCCAAGCCUGCCCUGCAAAAGUUUGGCAGGUGGGGAAACCCUGCUGGGCAGCCAAGAGGAGAGUGGGUGGCAACCGGAGGAGGAGAGAGAGGAGUGCCCGAGGAGGAGGAGGAACUCCUCGGCCCAGUCCUGCCCAGAGCCGGAGGAGGACAGCAAGGUGGGUGACUGCCACAAUCCGGGGAACCAGCAGGAGGAGCCCUGGAAGGAGCUGGGCAGAAAGAGGCACCGCCGGCGACCCUCGAAAAAGAAGAGGCCCUGGAAGCCAUAUAACAAGCUGACCUGGGAGGAGAAAAAGCUCCUGGAGGAGAGGGAGUCGCAGCGGGCGUCCAGAAUGCGGGCUGAGAUGUUUGCCAAGGGCCAGCCGGUGGCCCCCUACAACACCACCCAGUUCCUGAUGGAGGACCACGACCUAGAGGAGCCCGACCUGUGCCCGCCACCGAAGAGAGCGCCCGCCUUGCCGUCCCUCCACUUCAACUCCUUCAGCAAAGGGGACAGCACGGAGGAGGACAUUGAGGAGGAGGAAGACGGCACGGGCAGCGACGGCAUGGGCAGCGACGACGGCACACACUUCCUACAAAAGGACUUUUCCGAGACCUACGAGAAGUACCACGUAGAGAGCUUGCAGGACAUGAGCAAGCAGGAGCUGAUCCGGGAGUACAUGGAGCUGGAGAAGUGCCUGAGCCGCAUGGAGGAGGAGAACAACCGGCUGAGGUCCCAGCAAGAGGACUCCCGGCUUCAGGAACUGGAGAUGGAGCUGGAGAAGCUCAAAGAGGAGAACAACCGGCUGCUGAGGGAAAGGGAGCAUGUGAUGAAUUACCGCAGGAGAAUGAUUUCCAUCAACACACUAAAGAAGGACCAGGAGGAGAGAGGGAUCCAUCAGGAUAGAUCCUGA